GCCAUUUAUCUCCUGACUUGUAUUCAUCCACACUGCCAUCACGCUGCGUUUCCAUCAAAUAUUUAAUAAACUGAUUUUGCAUACUCAUCAAAAAAGCAUCCUCCUGGGAUAUAUUCUCUCAAUUUUAAAUGUUCUGAACCUUGAGGCUCAGGACUGAAACAAUCACAGUGCUACUAUAAAUUCGAGCCGUCCGAAAGGGACGACCAAAACGAAAUUAUCCCACUUUUUGAAGUACAGACAUUCUGUAAUUCAUCAUGAGCGGUGUUUUUCACUUUGCCCGUCGCGGGCUCGAAUCCGCUUCAGGCUCCAUUGAUCCUGCCCGCAACGACGUCCUCACCUACAAGAUGCCCGGCUGGGGUGUUGCUGUUCUCAUUGUGACGGUUGUUGUGUACCUUUACCUUUUCCUACAGGCUCAAUAUACACUUGGUUCAGUUGUGACCACUCUCGCCAUUGUUGAAUCAACGGCCGAACCUGUGGAUGAACCGGACUCGGUCUACCGCGACGAGCCCGAUGCCCCCCUCAUGGAUGUCAAGGAAAGCCUUUCAAACAAGGACGCCCUUGCACAGGCUGAGCUGCAGCACAAGCCCGCUCCUAUCACCAUUCGCUAUUCCACCGCUCUUCGCCACCUUCGCGCCAAGGCAGGCAAAUGGUCAAUUUUCCGGGGAAUGGUGGCCUUUACGUUCGCGGGACUUGUCACUAGCUGGCUCAAACACGUCUACUUCUUUCUUUUGUCCUGGUUCCCCUUGGUCAAUGGACUUCUCAGAGUGCCUUUGGCAAUGGCAACAGCGGCCCUCCUUUUCACCACCUGGACGCAUAUUGUCAUUUCUAUGCCUUCGAAGAAACCAUGGUUCAAGCGUCUUGCCGAGCUGAACAGGCACGACUGGGUCAAGAUCGCCCCAGCUACCUUCACCUAUGGCAUUGCAGUCCAAGCCGUCGCUUUCGUUCCUGCCAUGCUCGCCUCCAUUCUCGAACCCUCGUUGUGUUCAUCUGACGAUGAAAACGCAAAGUUCCAGCCUAUGGACUUUGUGCUCAAGUGUGCUGCUAUCCCGCUUACUUGGCUUAUUUGCGCUAUUUUGAUUAGCAUUCCCGCCGAGGUCAUUCUUGUCCGUAUGCAGGCAUCGAUGCUUCCUGCUGAGCAUGAGCCCAUCGUUCCCUUUGACCGCACAUUUGGCGGUCGCGUCGUGCCCAAGUCUGAAGGCGGCUCAGGCGUGCUAGGAAUGCUGGACGCUUGGAGAAGCUUUGACCGUGCUGCUCGUCUACGGCUGCUGAAACUUUACGCCAUUCUUGGUGCUGCCAUUAUUGGCGGGACACUGAUUUUCUUGGGUAUUUUCAUUGCUGAGCUUCGUCUCAUUACAGGUGAUGUCUUUUACAAGGUGAUCGCUCUGAUGAAUGACGAUUCAUGCAAGCCCAACAACGGCUUUUAAGCAAAGUCUAGCGCUUCGCUACUAGUAUAUGGAAUAAGCUCAGUAGAAUCGGUUAUCGACUCCCGGAACAUUAGCAAUAUCGACACAUUAAAACCCUGCAUUCUGAUGAAUUCUUUUUUUUCUUCCCUGUGAAAUAUAUCUACACUACUUAUACUCCACUCUUUUGAAUAAAUAUGCUCACCUUUCUCUGCUCACUU
Molecule: messenger RNA, 1621 nt
Organism: Xylona heveae TC161
Lineage: Eukaryota; Fungi; Ascomycota; Xylonomycetes; Xylonales; Xylonaceae
Exons: 2
Coding region: 255-1424 (389 amino acids)
Source: RefSeq, a predicted model, not a curated record